AUGAUGUUGAGAAGUGUUGGUUCUCGUACUCUGGUUGUGAAGACUGCGGUCAGUGGUGCUUUUAUUAGAGGAACUGCUCGUCCUGCGUUAAUUGCCGCUUCAAGAUUAUAUUCUUCCUCAGGAAAUCACGAUCAUUCUGAUCAAGGGAAUUGGAAGACUCGAAUUCGUGAAAAUAUAUUCGCUGCUUCUUUAGGUGCUGCUAUAACUCUGGGGGCAAUCUAUACUAUCAUACCUAAAUGCAAUUGCAAAAAGAAAACUUCUGUGGUGGCACCUGUGGUAGCACCUGUGGUAGCACCUGUGGCUGAAAUAACAGUUAUCGAAGAGCCGGUUGAAUUUGAACAGCCAAUCCCUAUCCCAGCUGAAGAGGAAGUCGCUGAAUUAGAUUUCAACGCUUCAAACGUACCAGAUUCAAGUGUUCCAAUUCUAGAUGCUUCUCUUGAGAAUGCCGUCGAAGUUGAACAAUUGGUGGAAGAUAUCUUGGCAGAUGAGGUACCAGUAGAAGUUGUCGUUCUUGAAGAUGACGCUGACACUAUUGAAAAUACUACCGAUACAGCAGAAGUUGAAGAGGUAACUGGCUCAAGUAUCGCUCCUAGUGAUGAUUCUGAAGUCUUAGUAGGUGAAGUUAAUGUAGAAAGUCAAGAUCAAGGUCAAAGCAAUAAUCCAGAUGUGACAGAAGAAGAAGAAAAACCAGAAGGGGCUUAUAAUCCUGACACCGGUGAAAUUAAUUGGGAUUGUCCUUGUUUAGGUGGUAUGGCACACGGUCCUUGUGGUGAGGAAUUCAAAGAAGCAUUUGCUUGUUUUGUGUACUCGGAAGCUGAUCCAAAGGGUAUUGAUUGUGUUGAAAAAUUCAAACAUAUGCAAGACUGUUUUAGAAAAUACCCUGAACACUAUGAGGAACAACUAAAGGACGAAGAAGAUGCAAUCAGUGCUGAAAAUGAAACAGAGGUUAACUCUGCUUCUUCUCAACCUGAAACAAAAUCUUCUGACAAUUAA
Molecule: messenger RNA, 993 nt
Organism: Vanderwaltozyma polyspora DSM 70294
Lineage: Eukaryota; Fungi; Ascomycota; Saccharomycetes; Saccharomycetales; Saccharomycetaceae
Gene: MIA40
Product: Mia40p
Exons: 1
Coding region: 1-993 (330 amino acids)
Biological process (GO): protein import into mitochondrial intermembrane space
Cellular component (GO): mitochondrial intermembrane space
Molecular function (GO): protein-disulfide reductase activity
Source: RefSeq, a predicted model, not a curated record